AACAAACGUCAACGAAACACCUCUGUCAAGAAUCAAAAUCAAGCACCCACAGACUAAAACACUUCAUCUUGACACUUCAACCUCUUAAUAAACACAGGUGUACAUCGUUGCGGUAGCGCCAUGAAUAUCGACACGAUUCCUGAUUUUCUGGCUGAGCAACGAGACGCGGCCCCAGCGGAACUUCAACAUCUCUUCAUCUCUUUCGAAGAUUACUGGGAGAGGAAGUUAUGGCAUCAGUUGACAGAUGCUCUGGUUGAGUUUUUCAACAGCCCAGAGAGCGGACCUCAAAGGCUUGCCUUUUAUAAGACAUUCAUCCUCACUUUCGCCGAUAAGAUCAACCAGCUCAGACUUGUUACCCUGGCACUCAACGCCGCCACUCAGUGCAGAGAUAGCCAAGAGCGCCUGUCUUUCUUGAAUUCUGUUGCAGCAAAGGUCAACGACCCAAAAUCCCAGGAUGCAUACGUCUACGCCAUCGUUGCUGUUGCAACGGUUAAACUCGAACUACAAGAUCUUACCGGAUCCAGAGCGGAUCUCGAUAACGCAGAGAAGAUUCUAGACCACUUUGACUCGGUUGAAACCAUCGUUCACGCAGCUUUCUACCGCGUUAACGCUGAUUACUAUCAAGCAAAACUAGAUUUCGCAUCAUACUAUCGAAACGCCCUAUUAUAUCUUGCAUGUAUCGACCUGGCUGAUCUCAUACCUGCGGAAAGGCGGAACCGCGCAUACGACCUGAGCAUUGCUGCCCUUAUCUCAACCUCCAUAUACAACUUUGGAGAACUGCUUCUGCAUCCUAUCCUGGACUCCCUGGUAGACGAGGACGCUUGGUUGGUCAAGCUGCUGUUUGCCUUCAACAGAGGAGAUUUGGCUGCGUAUGACGUCUUGGCUGGUCACAUUUCGGAGAACAAGUUACUGUCGUCGCAUAAGGAGGGGUUGAGGCAGAAGAUUUACCUUUCUGCUUUGACUGAGGCCGUCUUCCGCAGGCCUCCGCAUGAUCGCGCAAUGUCGUUCCACACGAUUGCCGAGGAGACGAAGGUUCGACCUGAUGAGAUUGAGCACCUAAUCAUGAAGGCUUUGAGCUUGGGGCUGUUGAGGGGUAGCAUAGAUCAGGUUGACGAAGUUGCACGUAUCAACUGGGUGCAGCCAAAGGUUCUGGAUAUGAAGCAGAUCGAGGGCAUGAGGUUGCGACUUCAGGAGUGGGAUACAAGCGUUAAUGAACUUGGGAACUGGAUUGAAUCCAAAGGGCAGGAUGUCUGGGCGGCUUAGAAUAGCAAGGAAGACAUGCUGGGCGUCUGGGAGCUUGGCAACGGUUGUACAAUAGCAGUUGCAGCGCAUAAUAGGCAUUUGCGUCCCAACAAGGAGUUAGACCGAGGCAGGAAUGAUAAUAUGCUUUGGUUGCCUUGAACUAUCUUCUUCAUUUCAUUGUACAAAGGCUAUUGAGAUUUGUUUCUACAUAGGGCGUUCAUACAUCUCCCGGCUUUCCGAGAACUAUAACUGCUCCGACUAUCCAAGCCGGCCACCACACGAACCACACAACAAAUUGGGUGGUCAUACCCCACACGUCCCAGCCAAACGCAGCCUCUGUCAGAAUUUCUUUGAUCGAGAGUUGCCAAUAUGAGCUGCCAAUGCAUAGGACCACAGUGGGGGUUAAUAGAUUGACGAAAACCUCGACUGCGAUUGCCACCAAAGGUCUCUUGGCGAGAGGCUGCACAUACGUCAAUGGCGAAGCAAGCAGGCCGACUAAAAGGGCUAGAGAGAAGUUAAGCGUAGCUAAAGCUGAUAGGAACAUCCCCAAAAGUAGCAGAGAGA
Molecule: messenger RNA, 1806 nt
Organism: Pseudogymnoascus verrucosus
Lineage: Eukaryota; Fungi; Ascomycota; Leotiomycetes; Thelebolales; Thelebolaceae
Gene: RPN9
Product: 26S proteasome regulatory subunit
Exons: 3
Coding region: 121-1263 (380 amino acids)
Biological process (GO): ubiquitin-dependent protein catabolic process
Cellular component (GO): nucleus; proteasome regulatory particle, lid subcomplex; cytosol
Molecular function (GO): structural molecule activity
Source: RefSeq, a predicted model, not a curated record